CCGCAUUCGGUCUCGCUAUUCCCCAAAGCAGCGACCACAGCCGCGCCGAGUCAAGAGCGCGCGCGCACGGCGCCUCCAGGUCGCGGCUCCGCUCCGCUCUUGCACACCCAGAAGGCAAACGCAAACCAUAUCCUCCCUCCUCGUCAAACCCCACUCGCAAAGCGCGGACGCGUUCCGCCUCGCGCCUGUGCCCCUCCCUCCUUCUGCUCUGCUCUGCCCUGCUCCCCACGCAAGGGCCACCGCGCGCCGGAGCCCAUCCCAUCCCAUGGAGGCGCCGCAGCGGCCCAGGCCGCGCCAGCGGCCGCAGCUCGCGCGCAUCAACGCGAUGAAGCACUCCUCGUACCCCGCCGAGGACGAAGGCGACGACGACCUCGCGCCGGUCGACCUCGGCUCCGAGUUCGCGUCGCAGACCAGCUUCCGCAUCCGCCGCGGGGGCGCGGAGGUCGCCGACCUCUUCCGGAAGCUCGGCCUCAAGGGCCCCGAGGACUUCACCAUCCCCCCGGCCAUCUACGCCGCCGGCAUGGCGCACAUCCCCAACCCUUCCCGCAGCCGCCGCCAGUCGCUGCAGGCACCGCUGCUGCCGGCUGCGGGCGCUGACGGGAUGGCACCAGCACCACAGGGACCUCCAGAUGUUUCUGCACGGGACGCUGCACUCGCAGCGAGGCUGGAUGCAGCCGUCCAAGGUGAAGAGCAAGCUGUGUUGGCCGCCAAAGUAGUCCAACCGGAACCGGAGGUCGCUCAAGUUUCUGCACGAUCAUACAAGGGGUCUGGAACCGAAUCGAGCAACAGAGCAGUCCAAUUGGAGACAGGGGAAUCUUCUAGACGAGUGAUUGCUGCCGCGGUGAAGGAGGGGACUGCACACGGAGUGAAGGGAAAGGGCGAUGUGGUCAAGGUGGAUCAGCUACGAGUGGAAAGAACAAAAGCGGUGGUUGUCGAGGCGCCAAGAGAGACUACCGCUGCCGUGGUUCAAGCUGUAGCGGAGUCCCCUUCUCAGAGCACCGAGUAUUUGAUCUCGCCGUCGCCAAAUAGGCGGUUUAAGAGAACUAUCACGUCUUGGACCAAGGGACACCAUCUCGGCAGUGGAUCUUUUGGUUCUGUGUACGAGGCGAUCAGCGAGAACUCCAGGGUUCACAAAUUUGCUAUUAUCAAAUGCAGUCAACUGGCUAUUUGUGAUGGAUUUUUCUUUGCUGUCAAGGAAGUAUCAUUAGUGGAUCAAGGACUCAAUGGAAAACAACGCAUUCUGCAGCUUGAACAUGAGAUAUCUCUCUUGAGUCGUUUGGAGCAUGAAAAUAUAGUUCAAUAUUUUGGAACACAUAAGGAAGGUGGGAAACUAUAUAUUUUUCUUGAACUUGUUAGUCAAGGAUCUUUGGCAGCUUUAUAUCAAAAAUAUCAUUUGCAAGAUUCACAAGUCUCAGCAUAUACACGACAGAUUCUGAACGGUUUGCACUAUCUACAUCGCCGGAAUGUUCUGCACAGAGAUAUAAAAUGUGCCAAUAUCCUAGUUGAUGCAAGCGGACUGGUCAAAUUGGCAGAUUUUGGACUUGCAAAGGAGAUGUCAAUUUUGAGCCAGGCAAAAUCUAGCAAGGGAACUGUCUACUGGAUGGCCCCUGAGGUUGCUAAGGCUAAGCCACAUGGACCUCCAGCGGACAUAUGGAGUCUUGGCUGCACAGUUUUGGAGAUGCUGACAGGCGAAGUGCCGUAUCCUGAUAUGGAAUGGACGCAGGCUUUGCUCAAAAUUGGUAGGGGAAUACCACCAGAAAUUCCUAAUACAUUAUCAGAAGAUGCGCGUGAUUUCAUAAAGAAGUGUGUCCAAGCAAAUCCAAAUGACCGGCCAUGUGCUGCUCAGUUAUUCGAGCACCCAUUUGUGCAGCGGCCACUGCAACAAUAUGGCGUGUGAUGUUCUCCUUGGCUGCUAACACAUUUGAUUGUACAUAAGCUGAUUUAACUUACAUGCCUAAGCUGUUGAUAUUAUGAGAAUGAUCCCUUGGCCCGAGUUCCGAGAGUGAACCCUCAAUCUGAAGGCAUCCGUUGCUCAAUGUUCCAUUUUCAUGCUUUGUAGUUUAGGUUUAGGGGUAGGUCAUCCCUUGCUCACUGUACCAUUUUCAUGAUUUGUAGUUUAUGGGGUCUAAAAUUGCUUUCAAUCUGGUAAGCACACCCAGACACUUAGAAGCAACAAUGUUUGCUUUGAUGUGGGAUGACUUGUAUAAGUGGUUCUUUUCGAGCUUGUCCACUUUUUACACCAUGCUCUAACGACUGUCUCAGCAUGAUAUGCAUAAUGAUAAACAAGGGAAAUGGUUUAAAAUGAUGUUUAUUGGCGCCUUUUGAAAUA
Messenger RNA from Zea mays, 2329 nucleotides. RefSeq names its product putative MAP kinase superfamily protein. Bases 266 to 1897 code for a protein of 543 amino acids. The transcript is spliced from 10 exons. The record is from RefSeq and is a predicted model, not a curated record. Gene Ontology annotation, biological process: MAPK cascade; protein phosphorylation. NCBI's taxonomy places the organism in Eukaryota, Viridiplantae, Streptophyta, Magnoliopsida, Poales, Poaceae. Gene Ontology annotation, cellular component: cytoplasm. Gene Ontology annotation, molecular function: MAP kinase kinase kinase activity; ATP binding.